Gracilinanus agilis (Agile Gracile Mouse Opossum) is the source of this 1018-nucleotide messenger RNA. RefSeq names its product ABO, alpha 1-3-N-acetylgalactosaminyltransferase and alpha 1-3-galactosyltransferase (gene ABO). Lineage: Eukaryota; Metazoa; Chordata; Mammalia; Didelphimorphia; Didelphidae. The transcript has 2 exons. Bases 122 to 958 code for a protein of 278 amino acids. Gene Ontology annotation, molecular function: hexosyltransferase activity. Gene Ontology annotation, cellular component: Golgi apparatus; vesicle; membrane. Gene Ontology annotation, biological process: carbohydrate metabolic process. The record is from RefSeq and is a predicted model, not a curated record.
AUGAUGGGAUUGAAUUAAAUGACUUCUAAGCUUCCAAAAAAAAAAAAAAAAAAAAAGGGAGGGGGCUGAGUGAGCCAAGGGAUCUCUAAAAUUCUCAGCCCCACUAUAUUCUUAUAAUUCCAUGUUCCAUAGGCGCACCGAUGUCCCACUCCUGACUCCUUGGCUUGCUCCCAUUGUUUGGGAUGGAACUUUCAAUGAGGACAUCUUGAAUGAACAGUUCCAAGGCAGGAAUAUCACUUUUGGAAUAACAAUAUUUGCCAUCAAAAAGUAUGUGGUCUUCCUGAAGCUGUUUCUUGAAACUGCAGAGAAGCAUUUCAUGGUGGGAUACAAAGUGAAUUACUAUGUGUUCACUGACCGGCCAAAUGAUGUUCCAAAAAUACCCCUCCAAGAAGGAAGGAAAGUCAUCACAUUGGUGGUCCAAAACUAUUCCCGGUGGCAAGAUAUCUCUAUGCACCGGAUGGAAAUGAUUAGCAAUUAUUGUCUUCAGCGCUUCUUCAAGGAGGUAGAUUACCUCACAUGCGUGGAUAUAGACGUGAAGUUUACUGAUCAUGUUGGAGUAGAGAUCCUUUCUGAUUUGACUGCCGCUCUUCAUCCUGGCUUUUACGGAGUUUCUCGGGAAACCUUCACCUAUGAACACCGCCCUCAAUCCCAAGCCUACAUUCCCAGAGGCAAGGGUGAUUAUUACUAUAUGGGGGGCUUUUUUGGGGGCAAAGUACAACAGGUUUAUGAAAUGACCAAGGCUUGUCAUGAAGCUAUGUUGAUUGACAAAAGUAAUAGGAUUGAGGCAGUGUGGCAUGAUGAGAGCCAUUUAAACAAAUACCUAUUUCUUCACAAACCUACCAAAGUCCUUUCCCCAGAAUAUCUCUGGGAUAAAAAUCUCCUAGGGUGGCCAUCCUUCCUCAGGAAAAUAAGGCUUGAGGCUGUGCCAAAGAACCAUGCUGCGAUUCGGAACAAAUGAAAGCCCUUUUCUUACAAAGUUAUUGUUGAGGGAUGCUUUUAUUUUAUUUUUUUAAUUGAA